UUGAGACUCCUCCAUGGCUGCUGUGCUGACAUCCAUGAUGCGGGCUGUCAUCGCGCUGCUGAUCGCUCUCCUGUGCCUGGGCUCUGCUCAGGGUGGGAAGCUGUUAGUGAUCCCAACGGACGGCAGUCCCUGGAGAGGCAUGAAGCCCCUGGUGGAGGAACUGGGGAGGAGAGGUAACGAGGUGGUGGUCGUGAUCCCAGAGGUCAGUCUCAGCUUGGGCCCCUCUGAGCACACCACCACCCUGACCUUUCCCGUACCAUACACCCAGGAAAGCUUUGACGCAGGCUUAGACGAAGAUCUGCUCCAAUUAAUAAACACUGAUGUCUCCACUGCUGUGGCAAGGUUUAGGAAUUACUGGGACACCCUGCAAAUGCUGAGUAAUUACACCAUGAUGGCUUGUGAAAGCAUGCUGUACAACAAGGAGCUGAUCCAGACCUUACGGGACUAUGAGUUUGAUGCUCUCCUCAUUGACCCUUUUUGGCCUGUUGGAAUCAUCGUUGGGGCUUAUCUGGACAUUCCGUCUAUCUACAUGAGUGGUCCUUAUCCUUGUCCCCUUGACAUUAUUGCUACAAGAUGUCCUCACCCUGUUUCAUACCUGCCUCUACGCUACACACUCUACAGCAAUCGCAUGACCUUGUGGGAGAGGACCGUCAACCUGCUGAGGUCCUUACUGGAGCCUGCGGCCUGCAGUCGUCUCCACAUUCAUGCAAACAAGGUGGCCUCUGAUAUCCUGCAGAGGGACACGUCCAUUGUGGAGCUGGCGAGCAACGCAGCACUUUGGCUUGUUCGGUUUGACUUUACCUAUGAGUUCCCCAUGCCUCUGAUGCCCAACAUGAUCAUGAUUGGUGGGAUUAUGUCUACAAAGCCAAAACCGCUACCACAGGAGGUGGAGGAGUUUGUGAAUGGAUCUGGAGAGCACGGCUUUGUGAUCUUCACCCUGGGCUCAAUGGUGUCCCAGAUGCCAGAAGAGAAGGCCCGAGUGUUCUUCGAGGCAUUCCGGCGGAUUCCACAGAGGGUUUUGUGGAGGUACACUGGACCCGUGCCUGAGAAUGCCCCCAAGAAUGUCAAACUCAUGAAGUGGUUGCCUCAAAAUGACCUUUUAGGUCACCCGAAGGUGAAGGCUUUCAUCACACAUGGAGGGUCCCAUGGCAUCUACGAGGGUAUAUAUAGCGGUGUUCCCAUGGUGACGAUCCCACUGUUUGGGGACCAGGGUGACAACGCCCAGCGCAUGGUUGCGCGUGGUGUUGCGGAGUCUUUGACCAUUGCUGAUGUGACCACAGCCAAAGUGUUGGAAACACUCAACAAAGUCAUUGGUGACAAGAGUUACAAGGCAACUAUGAUGAAGCUGUCAGCUGUGCACAAGGACCGUCCGAUUGAACCUCUUGACCUGGCCGUCUUCUGGACCGAGUUUGUAAUGAGACACAAAGGAGCGGACCACUUGCGAUCCACUGCCCACGAGCUGAACUGGGUCCAGUACCACAGCCUUGAUGUGAUCGCGUUGCUUACAGCCGCCAUACUCACUGUUGUUCUUGUCACCAUUAAAUCUUGUAUGUUCUGCUUUAGGAAGUGCACAGGAAACGGGAAACAACACAAAAAUAAGAGAGCAUAGUUGAGAAGUAGUUUUGUUUGUUUGUUUGUUUUACUUGAAGGUGAAUAGUACAGUGGCGCAUUGCAUUCACAUCACACACACAAAAAAUCAGGCUCUCUCAUAAUUACGAGAUAACUAUCUGAUAUGAGAUAAGGAUAGGAUCAGUGCUGAGGAUCUAAACAGCCUUUCAAUAAAAACAAGCACAUAUUUCCUACUGAUUUCCUGCUUUGAAUGACUUUCGUACUUUGAGAGAUUAACAUGUCUUUAAGUGGCAUGAAAAAUAAGCCUGUCAAAUCGCCAACAACGGCCAAAGGCAAUACAAUGUGCACGUUGACAGGAGGUACUAGGCCUACUACGCAUAGGGCGUAUCCACUUUGUCACACGCACGCCUAUUGUUUAUUUUGUGCAGCUAGGCUACUUGUUCAAGUGGCAUUGAUGAGUUAAACAGUCACAUAUUUUCCUACACAUAUUAUAUUGAGAGAAAAUAGUCAGUUGUAAACAAAGAAUUCGUCUUAUGUUACCCUUUCGUAAAUGGACUGAAGUUGGCUCUAAAUAUUUACUUUUAUCGAUUAUGCUAACCGUUAGCAUGAUCUAUGGGAUUUCUCAUAUACAUUAGCCAUAAGCUAACACAUUAGUUUCUGUAACUUGAAAUUCUAGUCAACAUGAUUGCUCUUAAACAAAACAUCGAAGGAAUCAACUGAGAUAUACUCUGUUGGUCUGCUUAGUGAAUCCUAAGUAAAGGUUUGAAAGGAACUUCAGCUUCAGACUUUCUCUUGGGAAGCUGAUAGGUCUAUCAUCUCUAAUGUAGCUAGCUAGACCAUGUCAUUGCCACACACAAGUGGGGGCAGAAUUGGAAAUGUGUCAUCAUAAUUAUCUCGUAAUUACGUAAUUACGAGAUAAUUAUCUCGUUAUUAUGAGAUAAUUAUCUCGUAAUUAUGAGAUAAUAUGUCAUAAGAUUACCUGAUUUUUUUUUUUUGUGAUGUGAAUGCAAUGCGCCAACGUAGAAUAGCACUGGCAGAGGAAACAGACUUAUUUACAGGUUAACACCGCCUAUCGCCUUAUUGCAGCCUGAUGUAUUAUCAAAAAAAUAUAUUUGAAAGUGAAACUCUAUGGGAAAGUCCAACUAUACUUUAGUAGUUGUGGAACUUGGCAACUAUUUCAACUUAACAAAGCCGUUUAGAAAUCAUUUGGAUGGUUAAAUGACCUGUUCUGGUAAAAAAAUGGUGACUUUCCCCGCUUCCCCUAGCGUCCCAGGCGGAAAACCAGAAUUGCAACAUUGGGACAUCUGACUACCGUCCCGUUAAGAGAAGUGAGAAAUAAGAAACUUGUUUUAAAUCGUGUUUCUUACCUUGUAACAUCCACAUUGUUCUGCCGAACUUAUGCUAUCAGUUUCGCUAGCUUGUAAACAAAUCCUUGUGCUUUAUUGUUACUUUUUUUCCACAGUUUGAAAAAGCAUAAUGCACAACUUCUCCAGCAGAGGGGGGAAAUCAUCCUACUAAGGGGGGCUUUAAUCAGAGUUGCCAAUGGGUAAAGACUAAUAUAUGUGAGCUGUCUGGUAAAGUACAACAUCAGAACACUUCAUAGUGUGAUUGUGCUUUAAAUGAAGAAAACGUCCACAAGAUAUGACAUUGAAACUGACUAUGUUACCCAUGAGCCAGUGGUUACUUGGCUGCGCGGACGUCUGAAUCUUAGCCACUGUAACUGGGACAACAGCCUAUUCUACCUCUUGUGUAAAUCUUGAUAUUAAAUUGGUUUUGUCAUCA
Molecule: messenger RNA, 3351 nt
Organism: Alosa sapidissima (American shad)
Lineage: Eukaryota; Metazoa; Chordata; Actinopteri; Clupeiformes; Clupeidae
Product: UDP-glucuronosyltransferase 1-6-like
Exons: 5
Coding region: 14-1609 (531 amino acids)
Molecular function (GO): UDP-glycosyltransferase activity
Source: RefSeq, a predicted model, not a curated record